UGACCUACGAGGUUCGAAGAGCUCGAGGGGUAGAAUUGUCAGCGGGAGCUAGAGGAUGUAAUAAAAAAAGAAAUUAACCUUGCAAGAAUUACCGACGAGGCUAAAGUGUUGCAUUACAAAUUCAUGUACAAGAAAUCAAUCAAAUUAAGAAAUCAAAAUGGAAGCUACAUGAAAAAUUACAUAACGCAAGAGGAAAACAAGCAAAAAGGAAGUAAAUCUUUUUAAAUUUAUUUAUUGAUAAUUCUAUUCAUUUUUACCACUCUAGUUGCUCUACUGUUAAGUUUUUAUCUAGAAUAUAUUCUCGUGUAUGAAAUUUACAACGACAAUUUACAAUUUACAAUUUACAACAAUACUAUGAAACGAAGCAAAGAUCGUCCACUGUAUCAAUCCCCUAAGAUUACAUUAAAUCAAUUGGAUAUGUCGACGAUAAAAAAUUUCAGAAAAGAAAUGUUUUAAAAGUUCAUCCUACAGUAUAGCAUACUUUAUUUGCUUACUUUGUUGCUUCUCUCGCACCUUCGUAGGAUGUUUUUCGGCGAAUCCUUGUUCAAUAAAUUUCACUCAUCUCCUCUUUGCAGAACAAAUCACUCAGACAGCCUUCAGCGUUAAGCUGCUUUUCGAGCAACCAGCUAAAUUGCUUGCCCCUAAAUAGGCCGAAGCAUUAAAAGUUUCGGGGAGCUCCGCGCGACAUUCUCUUCCCCGUGAAGCUCAACGAUCUGUGUCAAGGUUGGAGAAUCUUAUGGUCUCUAGGCUGAGAAGAUAACCCUCGACGCAAGUUCAGACGAAACAAAGAGCAAGAUCGCUCGUUGCAUCAAGGCAAUCCCAGCUUUAAGAGGAAACAUCGCGAAAAUGUCAGAUGUCCCGAGCUUAUUCCCAAUUUUUCUAUUUAUUUUGACAUUGCGUAGUAUCAGCAUUUCCUCUGGUAUAACGGUACUAUUAUUGAAGUAGAUUUAUUUAAUGAUCAACGGCAAUGUUCGGUGAAAUAUAAUUUUUCUGGUAGAUAAGAUCCUUCGUGCAGAAAAUCCUUAUUUAAAGAAUUUAAAAAUGAAACUAUUAGAACAUAGAGUUACAAAAUAAUCGUAAGAAAUUUAAAGAAGACAAAGGUAUACAUUCUUCCUUUGUAAGGAACAAAUCAUAUAACGUGAUAACGAGCUGAUUGAAAUUUGUUUGGUCCUGGAUUUUACACUUUUUAGCCAAUGGCAUUACAUCUUUUGCAUACGUGUCUCUAAAUAGAUUUUCACGGCCACUUUUAAUUUUGCUAUAUGCAACCUUGCAGUUUUUUGUAUGUCAGCUACCGGGUGCGAGAGGUGUUUAUGAUACAACAGUUACGAAACAUGAUACAAUGUAUGUGGUUUUUUUUUAUAUUCAAUAGGGUGAUAAAAACAUUCAAACACAAACGCAGGCAUAAAGUGAUGCUGUACGAGCUGAAUUAAUUUUUGAAAGCGACUUAAUUUUUCUGAAAAUGAAAGUAGAUUAAAAAAGAAGCUGUAUCAGAAUAUUUCAACGAAGCUUUUAAUUGGAACAAUUACCAACAAAUUUACGUAUUUAUUUUUUUCAACAUUUACAGGUACAUAGCAGUUUAAAAUAAAUUCCAGUAGAGACCUUGCAUGUUAUUCAGCUUGUACAAAAUCACUCUUCGCUUCGACAUUUUUAUCUUCGUAUCAUUGUAUUAGAUAAAAAAUAUUUUUUAUCAAGCAGGUUGAAUUUGUUACAAGGUCUAUUGUCUGAUAGACAAAAUGAACCGUAAAGUUAUACAUAUAUGCACAACAAGAAUUGAAGGUAAUCUUUAAAAUUGAUUUAAAAUAUUAAGCAUAAGCUUCUUCAUCUCGUAAAUAAUAAUAUUUACUGCGAAUUAAUUAAGCUUCUAUCUUUUCUAGGACGAGCUAAUUAAAACGAGCUGAAAUCGCUGUACAUCGAGAAAUAAUUUCAUAAUUUGGUAUUCUAUCUGGUUUUCUUUCCGAGCAACAACGCGCAAGGAGUUCCUCCUUCUCUCUCUUUUCUCUCAUUCUUCUUCUAAGGGAGAAUCCAACCGAAGAGCAUCGUAAAUCAAAUCGUAAGGAUUCGCAGCCCUUCAAAGGGUCCUCGAGCUUUCUCCGAGACAGCGCUGUCAUCGUGGCACAAAAGCAUUUUCUCGGUGGCGAGCUAAAAAUCCAUUUAGCUUCAUUGCAGUUUUGAGAAUGGAAUCAGGGAAAGAGAGAAAGAUAGAAAAUGGCGAAAGACUGAAUUCCCGAUAAACGCGGACAGAAUGAAAGAACGGAGAAAGAACGAAUUUUCGCAGGACGAACAGUGCGAUGUCGUUUUUCAGCAAUAUUUGUACUAUUGAUCGGAUUCUGAUUUCCAAUCUGUCCAAUGUCGAUUUUCGCAGGAAAUCGAAUUCGAUGUUGUAGCAGCGUGUCUGUUGCUUUUUUAUUUACCAAUGCAUUAGGGAUGAGUAAUUUAAUAAAAGUAUGAAAGUAGAAAAUUGCGCGUCUUUGUAAUUAAGGAAAUAAUAAGAAACCGGAGAAUUUGCUUUCAGAUAUCAAUGAAUGGAAUAUUAAUAAUACAUAAGAAAUUCUUCUUUCUUUAGAGUCAUUAAUAAUUGGUCUACCUUCUGCCUUAUUUGCCUCUUUUCUUUCAUUUCUUUCGCUUCUUGUUAUUUUAAUAUGAUAAUUCUGUUAGCACGGAAUUAUUACAGUAACUGGAAAGAAACAAGAAGCAGCAGUUGACUUAAUGUACCUAUUCAAAUGUUUCAGUAGCCUCUUAUGACUGCUGGGAAUCCUUGGAAAAGUUCUCCCUAGGGCAUCGAGGAAAAGCAUGCUUUAUUUCUUUCGAGGUGAAGUUGAUCACACGUUCGUUUUAAUCUAAGGUACGUUAUCUUCCACAAGUAUUUGGGCACUGAUGAUAAUUAGAUUAUUGAUUCAUUGAUGAUUAACUUUAUCAAAGUGUGCAAAUUAAGGGCUGGAAGGUAGUACUAUUCUGUUAGGAAAUUGACAAAAUAUAAACUUAAAUUACGUUUAAUUUACAUGUAUCGAGACACUUAACAGGAAAGCUUUGUAUGUAUAUUAUAUUGCUUAACUUAUUAUAUUGAUGUUACUAAUCUUUCUAUUAACUUAGAAGAAUUUUCUUCAACCGAUACAUAGCGUAAAAAUUAAACAUCCUGAAGAUAAAUUUUAAAUUUUAAACAGUAAAACAUCUUCACAUUGUUUGACAAUAACAAUUGUCAAUUUUAUUACUGCGCACGAAAUUUUAUUAUUGUUGCAAUAUCUUAUUACAUGCAAAAUUAUUACAGGUUUCCUACCUGUAAUUUGGUUAUCAAAUUUUCAUCGUAAAAUCUAACUUUUUUAGAACUGUAACCAAAUUGUAAUUAAAUUUCUAUCGCACGGCCUAAUAUUAUUAGUAGAUAAAGCCCACGGUUUAAAAAAAUACCUCUUCGAUACUAUAUUUGAUACUUCUUCAAUAGUACCAUUUAUAAAACCAUCGCCACUCCUUUCCCCUAAUCCCACUCAAUAUUCCAAUAAAUUCAAGUCACUUUAAACUUUUCACUCACCACGUUACACUAUCGUACGCUUCGAGUUCAGUAGCUCCUUCUUUUCUGUCUAGUAUCUUCGUCUAUGAUUAAACACGUCAUGUCAGGUUCUUGUCAACGUGAACCAGAUGUGACAAUUAUUCGAUUUUACAUGACGUCGUCGUAAAUCCUCGCGAGCCGGAUUCCACGAUUUGAACAAGCCUAGCGCACGUUUUCGAUGGCGCACGAUUUCGUAUUAUUUCAGGAUAUUCGGAUACGCGUACAGGCAAACGGUUCAAUCAACGUAAACGGGACGAGAGGUGGAAUGUUUUAAUCGAACGCACAUGGAACGACUGUGCUACUAGUGAACGCAGCCGAGCUUCUGAUGCAAUUAAACGCGAAUUAUUAUUGCUCCAAUUUCAAUUAAUCCUGGCAAAGGACCUCUCAUGCGCCCCCGCAGGUCAUCGAGCUCUCGCUUCAGGUCGACGAUAUCGGCGCGUCCUGUAGCCGAGAAUACGGGUCACGCUAUUCGGGUCAACGGGAAACGUCCUUCGUUCCUCGAUUCCCUUUAUACACUUCCAUGGUGUUCAUGGUUAUUUCUGUACGCGAGGCUGCAACUGCACACGCUCAACGGCUCUCCAACGUCGAGCAACGUCUAAUUCGUCGGACGAUCUUCCUCCCCCGCACCCGCUUGUUCCGUAUUUAUUUUUAAAGGCAUCCACGGACGUCAUACGGGGACGUCUUGAUUUGAUGAUCGUCUCGCGUAAUGAAAAGAGCCGUUCGAGUGACUCGUCCUUGCUGUUUCUUCUGCUUCUGGCCGCUACACUCUGUGUUAUCUAGAAACUCUCUUCCUCCACGUCGAUAAUUGGCAAGGACUUCAGAAUUCGUUAUAGUGAAUGAGAAAUGAGGAUUUCACGCGAUUAUUGCGAUUGCCGGCAGUACAUAUCGAGUGGGGCAAGCUGUAAUCAUUUGAUAGAGUAGAUGAUUGUAGAAUAUAGUAGAGACAUUGAUAAGUAUUCCAGAAUCUUUUUCGGUACUUGAAGACUCUCCAGUAGUAAUAAUAUUAGGCUUGGACAUGAGCAAUCUAGUUCUUCUACCAACAAUGAAUGUAAAAAAUCAUAUUUAUUCAGAAAGAAUUAAAAAAUAACAUUUAGAUUGAUUAUAAAAAUAUAUUAUACAUUAAUCUCAUAGCUAGAUAGUUGUUAGUUAAUCUAAUUUAUAAAUAAAGGGGAGUAAUUGAUCCGUCCUACGUUUUCAAUUACGAAAUCAUUCCUUCUUCUUCUUACAAUAUUUCAUCCGAGCCGGGCCUUUUCAAAGUUCUUAAAAUUGCUUUUUAAAUCAAGAAUAUAUACAGCGAGGCCGCUGAAAAUUCCUGGAUUCUCCCAAGCAAUUACCAGCGCAGGUGGGAUAAAAUUGCACGAAGCUGUGUCAUCACUUAAAGAUCGUAUAUUACGUGUUUAUUUUAUCCGAUGGGAUAAAGACCGCAACGAAGGGAUAGCCAACAAUUUAUGGUUUGUAUAAAAUCAACCGGGCAAACGAUGAAAGCAUAAACGGUUGUUGAUGCAAACGACGAUAUGACACAUGGACCUGUGCAGUUUCGAAAUUUAUGGUGGUAACGCUGUGGGAAACGAGCUGAACGAAUGCCAAGAUCUACAUGUCGAAAUAACGACGCGGUCGUUCCAGUAUCAGGGGGAAUAAGAAAAGGAACGAAGAAAAAAGAAAAAGGAGAAGAAGGAAAGAGAGAAUCUACGCGAGAGAAACGAAGAUCGUUACGGUCCAUUAACGCCUGCAAGAAGUUCAAUGAUCCAUCGCAAAUGGGACUCUGGUUGGCAUUUUCAGCGUAAAUAUCACGUCAGAGGGAAUCCGGCCUGUGAUAAAUUAUUCGGAAUAGGAGACAAGAGGUUCGUCGAAACAUGAUCAAGAAGUACAACAUCACGCAGGAAGAUUACAUAAUGUUGGAGAUUGUUAUAAUAGAAAAUAAGCCACACAAAGCAGGCCCUCAAUGGAAAUUCGCUGGUGCCUUUUAUUUCGCGACUGUUGUGCUUGCUAUGAUAGGGUACGGACACUCAACGCCAGUCACCAUAGGAGGAAAAGCAUUCUGCAUGGCAUACGCCAUGGUGGGCAUUCCUCUCGGUCUGGUAAUGUUCCAGAGUAUCGGUGAACGUCUGAACAAGUUCGCCUCUGUGGUCAUCAAACGAGCAAAGACGUAUUUAAGAUGCCAGAAAACAGAAGCAACCGAGAUGAAUCUAAUGCUCGCGACUGGUUUACUUUCGAGCAUAAUUAUCACCACUGGAGCUGCUGUGUUCUCGCGUUACGAGGGAUGGAGCUACUUCGACAGCUUCUACUACUGUUUUGUCACGCUGACUACCAUCGGUUUUGGUGAUUACGUCGCCUUACAGAAUGAUCACGCACUUUCCAAUAAACCUGGAUACGUGGCCUUAAGCUUAGUCUUUAUACUAUUUGGCCUGGCCGUCGUCGCUGCCAGCAUAAACUUACUCGUCCUCCGCUUUAUGACGAUGAACACGGGUGACGCCCGUCGCGACGAAGAGCUUCAACCAGCUUCUCAUCACGUGUUAACACUGGACGGUGAGGUGGUCGCUGUAAAUGGAAAACUAUUAGCUGGCCACGUGCCCAUAGUUCACGAUACGGAUGACUGCGUGAGCGUGUGCUCGUGCACGUGUCUAGGACCACCGAAUUCCGAGCUUCUGGACCAAGGUUACCAAGGAUACAGGCCUCCUUCAAUCUCGAGCCUUCGAGUGAAACGUGCAUCCGUCUGAUGGAAGGAGUUCCGUCGUCGCAGUUUACGUCGUCGAUUAUCGAGAGCCGACAGCAGAGAACUACUUGGUAUCGACGUGUAAAAGAUCGACUCGAAAAUUGAUAUAACCAAAAAUGGAUUUAAAGAUCCGCGAAGGAAACAAUGACAUUGAAAAUAAUUUCAUUGGUACAGUUCACAAUGGAGUUUUUCAAGUUGAUUCAAAUUGGACCGAUGUCCGAAAUUGUGUUCUUAUAAGAUCUACCUUAUAACGUUCGAGGACUCGUUAGCGCACAUUCAUCGAUUUUUGAAGACGUAUUUUGAAGACAGCCAGUGGAGUUUGUUCUGAGGAGGUGACUUUAGAAUCGAACUAUUGAAUUGUACUUGGCUCAUGUUGUAAUAUUACGAAUAGUCGUAAGAAGAAGGACGUUCAGAGAGUGUUUGAUCGUUUGUAGACGAUUUUCUAACGAUUUCGUACGUUUCAUAUCGUACCACGGACCAUUUUCUCCCGGUGAAUUCCGAGAGAGUUUCAAAUUCUCUAGAAAAUUUAAGAAUUCGAAUUCGUAUUCGGUGUUUAUGCUGUGUCAUAUGUAUUGGACGAUUAUUGAAAUUAUUGAAGAUUGUAGAUUAGUCAUGAAGGUUGCGUCGGUAUUAGAAAUUGUUGCUUAGAGGAUUGCUUUGUUCCGAAGAUAAGUUGGGUUUCUUCGAAUAAACUUUCGAAUUAAAAUUUUUUUAUGAUCUUCACUAUCUACGUUGUAUGUCAAUAAAAUCUUUCACAUUUUACAAAAAUCUGUUCUCAAAGUGUAUGUAUAUGAUUUACACAAAUUAUGACAAAAGCAUUUGCCUAGAUUUUGAUAUCCUUCAAAAAUAUUCUACGGACAAAACGAUCCUCGUAAAAGGGAAAAUAAUUCGUUUGAUGAAAGUUGAAGAAGCAGAGAUCGCCGUUUCGAUCUCGGUUAUUUGUAUGUAUACUGAAUAUAUCAAAUGUAAACAGAACAAUAUCCAGGCCUCGUUAGCGUGAUUGUUAAAUACAUAUAUACGACUCGAUGUUUGUACUAAUAAACGUAAAAGCUGGAAAAUGUGAAAAUUUCGCGAAAAGAAAAAGUCGAUCUUAGGAAGUAGCUUAAUUUUGUAGCUACGAAAAUUGUGAUUGUACAAUUUUCUAGAAUUGUAACUCGAACUUGAAUAACAAUUUUAUCGUACUUGCGAUGCGAAAGAAACAUACGUCGUAUACAUCUUAGCGUCGUAUUUUUUAAACCUAAGAUUAGAGAAUAUAUCAACCGACAAACAGGAAUAACCGGGAAGACUGAUAGUUGAAUUAACCGACUAGUUGUUAUCUUUUUAACAAAAAUUUCUCUAGGCGCCUGUUUUAACCCUCCAAAAGUUACAAAGUUAAGAAUUGUAAAGAAUUCGUGUAAUUUUAGUAUUUUUAUAAUUCAUUUAUUAUAGUAUCUACGUUUGUCUGUUUCAUUUUGUAAUUAUGUAGUAUUUGUGUAAGCGAUCGUGAAUUUUGUAAAAGUAUACGAUAAAUAGUCGCUUAUUUGUUGUUGAUUAAAAGCAUUCAUGUUUAGUAGCUUAAACGUGAAACGAAAUUUUCGAAGACUAAAAAAUGAUAUAUUGUGAAUAUUUCAAGUAACUGCAGAGUGGUUCCUAAGUAUCUUGUAUUUUAGAUGUUUAAGAUAAUACUAAAGAUACUGAGAUUUUAGAGGGAAUUUUUAAACAUUAAUUUCGACCAGUUUCUAUGGCCAACAGGAAAAAUGUAGAUUUCCGAAGAUUUGAAUAUUUCCAUAGUCUAGAUAGAUAUCUGUUUAGAUGGUUCAAGUAUCUAGAGAUGUAAAACAUAAGAUAAAUAAUUUUUCAUUUUAAAUAUUACAAAUAUUUAAUUGACGCAUGUUCUAACAUUUGACAAGCGAAGCCAGAUUAUUCAAUGCUAUUUCGUAAAUAUUUCAUUGCAGAAUACAGGGUUAUAAAUUUAUGAAAAUUUUCACAUCAUGCACAAAGGAUAGAAACAUGGAUAAAAGGACAACAGUUUACUUUUGAUAAUCAUAUAUAAUUAAUCUAUGUACGAUAAAUUUGAAAAUGGCAUAUUUUUUGCUUCGAGCCAAAAUAAGCCAGAAACCAAAUAAAACUUAUUUCGAUGAAGUUGAUUAUUCUGGCUUCGGAGUAACUCACGUACGUGUAAAAAUAUUUAGCAGAAAAAAUGAUGCUCAAAAAUGAAAGUGCAUUAAACAUAGCAAACAAACUGACUGGAGGGUUAAAACGAAUUCCAAAAUAUUUUAUGUUUUAUUUUUUCUUACAUUCGAACUUACAGUUGCCGGUACCGUACCAUAUCAAUGCUUCUUUUCUUCCCAACGACGCGUUCUGUUUUCGUCAAUUAUCGAUGAUUGAUCUGAGUGAUCGACACACGCACAAAAACAGUUACGUAUCGUUUAACAAAAAUAGCGAGAAAACCUCAUCGAUCCUCAUAGGAACAUCGCUGCACAGAGUAAACGAUAAUGUGCACUCAUUUGUAUACAUGUACCUUAGUUCAUAGGCGCUCGUCGUACUCUAACGGCGGUAUAUGAUUGGGUAUAUUUUUUAUCGUCGAGAGUUUUUUAAUAAACGACAGUUCAUUAUU
Molecule: messenger RNA, 8850 nt
Organism: Bombus pyrosoma
Lineage: Eukaryota; Metazoa; Arthropoda; Insecta; Hymenoptera; Apidae
Gene: Task7
Product: two pore potassium channel protein sup-9
Exons: 8
Coding region: 5395-6258 (287 amino acids)
Biological process (GO): stabilization of membrane potential; potassium ion transmembrane transport
Cellular component (GO): membrane
Molecular function (GO): potassium ion leak channel activity
Source: RefSeq, a predicted model, not a curated record